CGCGCAUCCGCAGGCCUCCGCGCGCUCUUCCGGCCAUUCAUACGCCUCCUCUGUGAGUCUUGGGGUCCUGAAUUCCGUGUCCAGUCGGACCAGAAGGAGGCCGAGCCGCUAGGAUGAAGCUCGUGAGUAUAUCAUGAUAAAAAAAAAAUUAGGGCAGAAGAAGAGUAGAUGAAAUGAAGGACAGACUGCCGUCCAACGGGAGAAUUAUAAAGGCAGAUUUGUUCCUUAGAAAAGACAAGAAAGAGAAGAAUUCCUGAUUUUUGAUGAAAUUGAGUCAUGAAACUGUAACCAUUGAAUUGAAGAAUGGAACACAAGUCCAUGGAACAAUCACAGGUGUAGAUGUCAGCAUGAAUACACAUCUUAAAGCUGUGAAAAUGACCCUGAAGAACAGAGAACCUGUACAGUUGGAAACCUUGAGCAUUCGAGGAAAUAACAUUCGGUACUUUAUUCUACCAGACAGCUUACCUCUGGACACAUUACUUGUGGAUGUGGAACCUAAGGUGAAGUCUAAGAAAAGGGAAGCUGUUGCAGGAAGAGGUCGAGGCCGAGGUAGAGGAAGAGGACGUGGUCGCGGCAGAGGAAGAGGGGGUCCUAGGCGAUAAUGUCUUUCGAGAUUACUGUUUCAAAGUGAUAAGGAAUUGGGGGAUAGUUUUUGUACAGGUUUUGUUUGUUUGUCAAUUUUUAAUAAACGUUAAGUGUGGGGAUGGAGUUUUCUGUUGAUUAUCAAAUCAAAGUUUCAGUGUCUCUUAUGUACGCAACAGAGUAUAUUCAGUUCCUGGCAUCAGUCACAUGAAACAUGAAAAAGGACCUAUUGUGAAAGUGGUAUACAAAUUUCAAGGCUGAAGCUGAAGAUUGUGUAAGAGACAGGUCAGGUAAUCCCAGCCCUUACUAUCAAUUUGAUGCCCAUCCAAAAAUGGUCUUAGCAAUAUUUUAGCUAACUGGGUAAAUUCAAGUACUUACUCCACAAUUGACAUGCUUAUUUUGUUUAUAGGGGGAUAAAAUUAUACAUCUGAUCCAUGAUCAGAUGGCUUUAUCAAAACUGAUUGAAUAAAAAGGAAAAUGUGUGA
Molecule: messenger RNA, 1067 nt
Organism: Peromyscus maniculatus bairdii (prairie deer mouse)
Lineage: Eukaryota; Metazoa; Chordata; Mammalia; Rodentia; Cricetidae
Gene: Snrpd1
Product: small nuclear ribonucleoprotein D1 polypeptide
Biological process (GO): RNA processing; spliceosomal snRNP assembly
Molecular function (GO): RNA binding
Source: RefSeq, a predicted model, not a curated record